UGGUCUGCUCAGCCGCAGUCAGUCACCCCGCCCUUCUGACAGGUCUGUUUCUUCCAGUGUCGGCUGCACCAGGCACACUAGGCGCUCUCGAGCUGCGCAGCCGGCAGGCAACAGGCAUUGUGCGGAUCGCGGUCCUGGGACCGGGCGGUUCUCAGAGCCCGGCGUGGAGAGCGGAUGAAGGCUUGUGGGCAGAAGAGAUCGGUUACUGCACACCUGAAAUUUAAAUUCGAGGCUUUUCAGAACUCUGCUUAUCCAAAAGAAUCCUUCCUAAAGGAGACUGACCAGUUCCUGUGAUUCUAAAACCAUGGCCCAUGUAUUAGUGACAUUCAGGGAUGUGAUUAUAGACUUCUCUCUGGAGGAGUGGGAGUACCUAGACAAUGCUCAGAGGGACUUGUACAGAGAUGUGAUGUUGGAGAACUACAGCAACUUGAUCUCACUGGGAUAUUCAGCCCCAAAGCCGAGUGUGAUCGCCCUCCUGCAACAAGGCAAAGAGCCCUUUAUGGUGGUGAAGGGCAUGUCAGAAGGACAGGGUCCAGGUUUGUUCCCCAGACAUAAGACAAAGAAAUUAUCUUCAGGCAAAGAUAGUUUUCAAAUCAAUUUACCCAAAUUGGAGAUAAUAGAAAGAAAUAAGACUCUUGUUCUUAGAGAACCUAUUUCAAGAACCGAGGAGCAGAACAAAAGUGAGUUUAAUGAUCAACAGGGACUUCAAGAAAAGUAUGUCACGCAAAUGAAAAUCAUCAGUCAGAAAACACCAGAAUCUAGAAAGCAUCCAUCUUUGAAUCAAAGAAUUCAUAAUUGUGAGGACCCUUCUGAAGAUGAUGGAUAUGAGGAAACCUUUAGUUGUGAAUCCAACUUGGUUCAACAUGACAAAUUUCAUUCCACGGAGAAACAUGAUUGUCAAGAAUGUGGGAAGACUUUUAAUAGUGCCUAUCAACUUACUCUACAUCAGAAAAUCCAUACUGGUGAAAUACCCUACGAAUGCAAGGAUUGUGGAAAGUGCUUUAGUUAUAAGUAUCAGUUCAUUCUGCAUCAGAGAGACCAUUCAGAUGAGAAAGCACAUAAAUGCCAGGAAUGUGGGAAGAGCUUUAGUCUUUAUUCAGAACUUGAUCAACAUCAGAUAAAUCAUACAGGUGAGAAACCCCGCAGAUGUAAAGAAUGUGGCAAAGGUCUUUUCAGUAAUUUAGACCUUAUUGAGUAUGAAAGAAAUCAUAGUGAUGAGAAACCUUAUGAAUGUAAAGAAUGUGGAAAGUCUUUUCAACUUCAUGUCAACCUUACAGAGCAUCAGAAAAUUCAUACAGCUGAGAAACCCUACAAAUGUAAGGCAUGUGGGGAAACAUUUAAUGAAUGUGACCAACUUACUCAUCAUCAGAAAAUUCAUACUGGUACAAAACCUUAUGAAUGUAAGGACUGUGGAAAGGUUUUCACACUUAGUUUUCAACUUACUGAACACAGAAAAAUACAUGAAGAUAAGAAACCUUAUGAAUGUAAGGAAUGUGGAAAAACCUUUAAGCUAGCUAAACAGCUUAAUCAGCAUCAAACAGUUCAUACUGGCAUAAAACGGUUUAAAUGUAAGGAAUGUGGAAAGUGUUUUGGUUAUAGCAGUGACUUUUCAAUACACCGUAGAAUUCAUACCGGUGAAAAACCGUAUGAAUGUAAGGAAUGUGGGAAAACCUUCAAUGUGAGUAAACGCCUUAAAGAGCACAAAAUAGUUCAUACUGGUAUAAAACGAUAUAAAUGCAAAGUAUGUGGGAAAACUUUUGGUCAUAGUGGUGACCUCACAGUACACCUUAGAAUUCAUACUGGUGAGAAACCAUAUGACUGUAAAGAAUGUGGAAAAGCCUUUACUCUUCGUACAGCCCUUACUGAACACCAGAGAAUUCAUUCUGGUGUAAAGCCUUACGAGUGUAAGGAAUGUGGGAAGACCUUUAGAGGACGCUCUCAAAUUAGUCUACAUAAGAAACUGCAUAGUAAUGUGAAGCCCUACAAAUGUACAAAAUGUGAGAAGACUUUCCGAUUUGGUUUCUAUCUUAGUGAACAUGAGAGAAUUCACACUGGCGAAAAGCCGUAUAAAUGUAAGGAAUGUGGAAAGGCUUUUAUUCGUAGAGGAAAUCUUAAAGAACAUUUAAAAACUCAUUCUGGUAUAAAACCCUAUGAAUGUAAAGAAUGUGGGAAAACUUUUAGCUGGCGAGGUCAGUUCACUCAGCAUCAGAAAAUUCAUACGGGUGAAAAGCCCUACAAAUGUAAGGACUGUGAGAAGGCCUUUAACCGUAGUGGAGAUCUUAAGAUACAUCAAAGAACUCAUACUGGGGAGAAACCCUAUGAGUGUAAACAAUGUGGGAAGGCCUUUAGACUUAAUUCACACCUAAAUGAACAUCAGAGAAUUCAUACUGGUGAGAAACCUUAUGAGUGUAAGGUAUGUAAGAAGGCCUUUAGACAACGUUCACAUCUUUAUCAACAUCAGAAAUCCCAUCAGGAAACUUAAAGCUGCCCCGUGUG
Messenger RNA from Nannospalax galili (Upper Galilee mountains blind mole rat), 2496 nucleotides. RefSeq names its product zinc finger protein 540. The record is from RefSeq and is a predicted model, not a curated record. Gene Ontology annotation, biological process: negative regulation of transcription by RNA polymerase II; regulation of immune system process; regulation of cytokine production. The coding region runs from base 305 to 2482 and encodes 725 amino acids. Lineage: Eukaryota; Metazoa; Chordata; Mammalia; Rodentia; Spalacidae. The transcript has 6 exons.